UUGUGCUUAUAAGAGACGUCUUUGCAUUUGCCGCCAAUGAUUGUAAUGAGACAUAAUUACUCGAAGAGGGUAUGCAUGAAGUCGUGGGAUUCCAGUUUGUUUAUUUUUUUUGCACAUUUUUACCAAACGAAUCAGGAGGCAACGCGCAUCCUGUGGUCACCAUGGCCAGCGGCAAGGUGCGAGGAAUGGUGCAGUACACAAACGACCUGCCGGACAAACCUGUCUACACCUUCAAGGGCAUCCCGUACGCAGCGCCCCCUGUCGGAGACCUGCGGUUCCGCGCCCCUCAGCCUGCUGCUCCAUGGGAAGGAGUCAGGGAUGCUACUGAACUGGGACCCUUUUGUCCACAAGACAUGUCUCUGUUCGCUCUCAUUCCCACUAAACUGCCACACACGAUAACCGAUGAAGACUGUCUGACUGUGAACAUCGACACGCCAACACUCGAGGGAAACGCUAGAUUACCGGUUCUGUUGUGGAUCCAUGGUGGCGGACUGAUCCUCGGCAUGGGGGAACAGUUCCCUUACACGUCUGGCGGCUCACCAGGAUGUUGUAGUCGUAACUUUCAACUACCGCGUCGGUCCGUUCGGCUUCCUCAGCACCGGGGACGACAGCGCAACGGGAAAUGUCGGGUUUCUGGACCAAGUGAGUUGAACAAGCCGUUCCAAUUUGAAAAUCUGAACGUAUUCUAGAGAGCGACUAACUUC
Molecule: messenger RNA, 704 nt
Organism: Branchiostoma floridae (Florida lancelet)
Lineage: Eukaryota; Metazoa; Chordata; Leptocardii; Amphioxiformes; Branchiostomatidae
Product: para-nitrobenzyl esterase-like
Exons: 2
Coding region: 72-689 (205 amino acids)
Source: RefSeq, a predicted model, not a curated record